Messenger RNA from Periophthalmus magnuspinnatus, 3326 nucleotides. Its product is annotated as PDZ domain-containing protein 7-like. Gene Ontology annotation, molecular function: protein binding. Gene Ontology annotation, biological process: sensory perception of sound; auditory receptor cell stereocilium organization. Bases 336 to 2897 code for a protein of 853 amino acids. The record is from RefSeq and is a predicted model, not a curated record. Lineage: Eukaryota; Metazoa; Chordata; Actinopteri; Gobiiformes; Gobiidae. The transcript has 18 exons. Gene Ontology annotation, cellular component: cilium; stereocilia ankle link complex; stereocilium tip.
ACAACAUGGAUGGAUACACAAAGCUGAACCAACACUUUCUUUACUAUGUGGACAAAUAUGGGUUCACAUAAGACAGUGACUUACACUUGGCAUAACUGGAGCUGUAUUCGUUUAAUUUUUGUGCUGUAAGUUCGUGUGAAAUGACUCGUGUUUUUGUUUGGGAGCGCGAAAUGUUCAGUGUAUACAUCUAAGAGACAUGCAACAUGGACAGGAAUGGGCCAAAGAAAGUCUGCAGGAAGAGUCAGAUGCCAUGCCACCAGCCACCCCUCAACAUCUGCUCCUCCAGGAGCUGAGGCCCUGCUGCAGUGUGAGUGAAAGGAGACCCCACUGGCUCCAUGGCUCAUUCGUCAGAGCCAUCCCGCAGGGAGAAGACCCCCGGCACUCAAGGGUCGCACACAGCUACACGCAAUCUCCUCCGAAAGAAGGAGCAGCGCCGACGCGGAAUCCGAUCCUCCUCACCCAUGGGCAGGGUCAUCCUCAUCAACUCUCCUGUGGACGGUGGAGAUGACAGUGAAGACCUGCACACAAUCACAGUGGACAAGAGUCUGGAUGGGAGACUUGGCUUUAGCGUCAGAGGAGGAUCCGAACAUGGGCUCAGCAUCUUUGUCAGUAAAGUGGAGGACAACAGUACAGCGGAGGAAGCAGGUCUGCGUGUUGGGGACAAACUGGUGGAGGUGAAUGGGAUCAGUCUGGAAAGUAUUACCAUGAGCAGUGCUGUUAAAGUCCUGACCGGAAGCAACAGGUUGAGGAUGGUGGUGCGGCGGGUCGGCAAGGUCCCCGGGAUCCGCUAUUCCAAGGAAAAGACCACAUGGGUGGAUUUGGUACACAGGCGCAUGGUGGUGGAGGAGAGUGGAAAGACGCCCUCUGAGGCCAGCUCUGGAAGUGCGCUCCAAAGAAUCGUUCACCUGUACACCACCUCUGACGAUUACUGCCUGGGAUUUAAUAUAAGAGGAGGCAAAGAGUUUGGACUCGGAAUAUAUGUCUCCAAGCUGGAUCCUGGUGGUCUUGCUGAACAAAACGGUAUUAAAAUGGGGGACCAGAUUCUUGCUGCAAAUGGGGUGAGCUUUGAGGACAUCAGCCAUAGUAGUGCAGUGGAAGUGCUCAAAACUCACACGCACGUUAUGCUCACUAUUAAGGAAGCUGGACGAUACCCUGCCUAUAAAGAGAUGGUGGCUGAAUACAGAUGGCUGAACAAAUUGGCUAAUGGCACACAGAGCUCUUCAUCGCAGGGCUCAGACUCAACCUCCUCUGCCUCCUCUCUCUCCUCUGGGACUCCGGUCAGCUCUCUCAGUGGUCUGUCCCAGGUCAUGUUCCCUCCCUGUUUGCCCUUUGGCUCGGACAUGGUGGACGUCUGCAUCUCCACUGAGGACCAGAGGUCUGAACCGGAACACUCUGACAUCCCAACUGACACAACUCGCAGCCUGGGACCAACCACUCUGCUCAAAGACACAGCCAUCCGAGGAGACGACGACAAGAAGAAGAAAGAAUCUCCCAAAACCGCCAUGCUCCUGGCUCUCAGUAAACCGAGCCGCCCCAUCACCAGGUCCCAGAGCCAAGUCACUAUAGCAGAGAUUACACAGAAAAAAGACAAAAAGCAGAAAGAAAAGGACCCAGAAGGGAAGAGCACACUGCAGCGGUCUAAAACAUUUGUCAACCUGCUGUUCAAGGGUGGACGUAGGGGGCGCUCCAAGUCCAGUGACAGGGCUGGAAAAGAUGGAAAGCCAAACGCAGAGAUGUUGGGGGUGGUGGAGGGGAUGGCUCGGAGGCUGCUGACGGAGGAGGAGGUGGCUGCGGUGAUGAAGACCUGCCGCAGGUACAUAGCAGAGCAGUCAGUAGAAACCUUCAUACGCCACCUACUGGGCAUUCUGGACAGACCUGAAAAGUUGCUGCUGCUGAGAGAAGCAAGAAUGCUGCUUUCUCCAUCGGACCUCACUUUAUUUAACAACAUGGUGGCCCCAAUCGAAGCUGAGGCCUACGACAUUCUCAAGUAUCGCUCAAUCCGAACUCCUCCCCUUCGCUCACCUAACGCAGGUCGGACCCCCAAACGGCACCUCAUCACACCCAUCCCAGACUACAGAGGAGGUUUUGAGCUGCACCACGCCGAGGAGGUGGAGAAAGAGAGCCACCUACUGGAGCAACUGGAGAAGCUCAGCCUGACUGCUCCUCGUGGGCCCAGACCCCACACGUCCAGUGCCUUUACCCCCCUGUUAGACAUACCAGUGGACGGCUACCACUCUGAAUCCAGGGACCUAAAACCACCCGCUAACCCCAUGGUCCCCAACUGGCUCCUGGCCCGCUCCGAAGACUCCCGCUCCCCCCUGAGAACUGACAUAGGAACAGUACGGUCUAUUCACUUUGACGAAGUUUCAUUGCAUUCAGCAUCGGAUAAGAGCAGCGUGACUACAGAGAGAGGCAGGUCCCCCUUUAGGAACGGACACUCCAAAGGUAAAAAGGAAAAAGAGGUUUUGUUUACGCUUCAAAGUGCCUCGAACAGGAGCCGGCCUCUGCUGUCCCAAGUGUUCAGCCCUGAUUUGGACAAAAAGCAGAGAAAUGUGAAUGGACAUUUAGCAGAGAAUGGACUCAAUGGGACAGGACCUGAACCAAAGUACGAGCUCAAAACGGUCAGCAUUUCCAAGACAAAGCAAUCUCUAGGUAUCAGUAUAUCUGGUGGCAUGGAAUCAAAGGUUCAGCCAAUUAUAAAGAUAGAGAAGAUAUUUCCUGGAGGAGCAGCUUCGACCAGUGAAGUACUAAAGGCUGGAUUUGAGCUGGUGUCAGUGGAUGGAGUGUCUUUACAGGGAAUCACGCAUCAACAUGCCGUGGACAUUAUCCGAAAAGCCUUCAGCAACAAGGCCAAAGACCCCAUGGUUUUUGUUGUCAAAGUCCCACAAAAUCCCUAAGAGGAUCAGCCUGGACUCUGAUGCACUUGAACUAAGCCACAGAUGCAAGACAACAAAGUCACAACAACUUAAAUCUAGUCAGAGGUGGGUAGUGAGACGAGCCCAAAACUGCAUUCAUAUAAGAAUACUGUAGAACACUGCGGCUACAUACUAAAAAGUUACUUAGGUUAAGUGUUACUGUGUACUACCCACCUCUGAAUGUCAUAUAAUACCCAUAAAAAGAACUAUCAAAAGUGGAAAAGUAUCAUGUAAAUAUUAUUAUUUUUUCUAUUAGUUUGAACAAUAGACAGUGAUGCCAGUAAAAUGAAUAAUCAUAUUUCAUGAACAGAUUUUUUCUGUAACAAAACCAUCCAGCCAAUUCACAGUGGAGGAGUGGUGUCCUCAUUCUCUUGAAUUAUUAAACGAUUGCAGGCUGAUGAGCUGCAAAUU